Messenger RNA from Ectocarpus sp. CCAP 1310/34, 933 nucleotides. The record is from the annotation of a GenBank genome assembly. Lineage: Eukaryota; Phaeophyceae; Ectocarpales; Ectocarpaceae.
CACUCCAUGUUGGCGAUAAUGGCCAAGCGGGUCGGGUACUGGGCCGGGGGGUGCCUCGGCUUACCUACCCCGGGGUUGGACCUUGGCGAGGUGUUCGCAUUCUGGGUGUCGCUUGACGCCUUCGUCGUGCUGUCGGGGGCGGUGUUGACGGCGUACGUGGGCAUCAGCGGUCUGCUGGCGAGGAUGGCCAAGGACCGCUGCCUUCCACAGUUCAUGCUCAGGAAGGGGGACAUCACGACCUUGUCAGGCGUGUACACGUUUUCAUUCUUGGGGGUGAUGACCCUCUUUUCCGUCGGCACGAUCCUGCUCAAGUUCAAGAGGCCCUCGCUCCCGCGAGAGGUCACGGUCAGCUACGCUACCACCCUCGUCGGGAUUACCUGUGUAAUUACCGCAUUCGUUGGGAACAUGCUGAGCAAGCCCGAGGUGGUGUCGUGGUUCCUGAUCUACUUCAUGGCGGUGGGAUUCGUAGUUGUCUUGGUUUUCCUUCGGGUGCGGCUGCUCAAGAUCUUGCUCAAGUUCGCGCAACCCGUCUGCUGCGGUGGGAGGACAUUUUUUUUUUUUCAAACUCGAUGUGGGUUGGCCAGGCGUUUUUUUCCAUCCUUCAGUAUUCCUUAUGUUUUCUUGUUCUCCGAAGAUGGUGUUACGUCGAGCAUAAAGGACCAGCUUCACGAGCUUCAAGACGAGCCGUUCGUGUUCUUUUGCAAGCAACCAGAUACGUACGUCAUUAACAAGGCCAUUCUAUAUGUCAGGGACAACGAGCACACAAAUAGGCUAAUCGUGGUGCACUGCUCCAACGAUGUCGAAGGAGCGACGAUCAAGACGUUAUCCAAGCACAUCGAGAUGUUCGACACCAUGUACCCGAAGAUCAAGAUCAGCUUGUUGACGGUGACCGGUAGCUUCAGCCCCGGAACCAUAGACUGGUUAUCCCAGUGA